This is a messenger RNA of Trichobilharzia szidati, 967 nucleotides long. The record is from the annotation of a GenBank genome assembly. Lineage: Eukaryota; Metazoa; Platyhelminthes; Trematoda; Strigeidida; Schistosomatidae.
ACCAACUUAGACGUUUUGUACUAUACUGAUCUGCCGUUGUACAGAAGAGUUUUUCAUAGAUAUAUCUAAAGUAAUUCACCUCCUGCACACACUAUAUUAAAUAUUCUUCAAGUCAACUAAUAUAUAUAAAUAAAUACACAAGUAUAUAAAUGAAUCCUAUAUCAAAGCUACUUAAAUUAAAACAAUGGUAUCAUCAACAUCAUCAACACCAUCAUAAAACGAAACCAGAAGAAACACUGAACACUUCUAUCGAUGAACAACCAGUUGUCCUGAGAAAUAAACCUACAAAACAACUUACACGAGCUAAAAGUGAAAUAACAAGAAAACCAGUGAAAAAAGUUCGUUUUAAAAGUAAUGGAACCUUAUCGUUGAAAGCAAUGCGUCGAAGAAAACAACUUGAAGAAGAGAUGAUACGAUUCGAUGGAGAGUUAUGCAGAAUGGAUGAAAAUUUAGACGUGUUGAAUAAUAAAAAGACUAAUGAAGAAAUUAUAAAGACAUUAAAAGGUGGUACGAGAGCGUUGAGAUAUCUGCAGAGAAAGGCGUUUUCGUAUAAAGCUGACAGUUAUUACGAGGAUGGUGAAUUUCGGGUUACUGAAGAGGAAUUAGAAGAGGAACUUCGUCAGUUAGAGCUUCUAAGUAAUCAACAGAAAAAUAGUCAGUCAACACCUCCGGAGUCAAAUGCUGAGGCAACACUACUUUCAAAAAAGAAUAACCAAAUGGAAGAUGAUAGCAUCAAAGCACUAGUCGAUUGGGCAAAUUAAAGAUCAAUAUGUUGUAUUUUUAUGUAACAAUUUAUACUAUUUAAUUAUUUGUAAGUAGGCGAAUGUAUACAAAGUAAAUUUUCUGGCACACUGAUACACAAUUCUUCACUCUCUCAGCCAGAAUUUAGUUGUUGACUUUUAUUUGUUGUAAUAAACUGCAUUUUAUGUGACUGUUACUUGAAAAAGUACAUAGAAUUUUGUUCUAU